AUGAAACAACACAAAGUGCAGUUCCUGGCGACUACACUAGACACCUCGUCCGUAAACACAAAUGUAAAUAAAGCUACUGCGCGUAAUGAUUUUAACUCGCAUUCAGACAGGGAUCUGAGGCCUGCAUCAACAAUGCCGCGUGGACACUUCGGGAUUUCUGUUUUCAAUACAAGAGAUAUAUCUAAAUAUCAAAUAUUUAGUGAUGACUAUUUUGACAGGACCUUUGCCCAACAAGCUGCUACCUCAAAAAGAGAACAAUUGUUACGAAAGUUAAUGGGUAUAUUAGCUGCUAGUGUAAUUGGGGCGCUAUUAUUUUAUAUAUGGUUUACUUCGAAUCGAGACCUAUCGUCCUCUUCUUCCAAAAUAAGAUCUUCUGCCUCUUCAGCCCUGCCACCUUAUAUUUCUGAUCAAAUCUCACUUUAUCGUAUAUUGGGGAAUGAUCUCCCCCCGAGACAUAAAACAGGACAAACUUUGCAGAAUGUCAAGUUUAUAUUAGAUAAUGAACCGAAAUUUCCAAAUACCAAAAAAUGGUGGAUAUUGAAUCGUAUCGUCGAUAGAGAAUAUGAAGAAACGCUAAUAGCUCUUUUGGAUGAACGCAAACAAGAUUAUAUAAGGAUACCGUUUAAAGCUGAGGAAUAUUUAAGACAGGAUUUUCGUCUCGAAGAUUUUCCUGAACCGGAUUUUUUCCAUUCUGAUGAAUAUAAGCGUUUCUCAAAGGUAGCCAAAUUGAGAACUCUUGACUAUACUUAUCACGAAAAGAAUCUGUAUGCAAUGAAUAAUAACGGUGGUCGUAAUAUUGCCUUAUUUCACGGAAAAGCAGAACCGAGAACUCGAUGGAUUAUGCCAUUUGAUGGAAAUUGUUUUUUGACGGCUAAUGCAUUUGCUGAAAUUCUUUCACGAUUAGAGGAAUGGGGAGAUCGUUACAAGUACUUUAUUGUUCCAAUGGCGAGACUGCUUAAUAACACAAAUCUUUUGACUGGACCCGAUAGCAGGCCUAUCACUCCCGAAGAACCACAAAUUAUUUUUAGAAAUGAUGCCGAAGACUCGUUUGAUCCUAAAAUGAGAUACGGGCGUAGAUCAAAGUUGGAAUUAUUAUGGAGACUUGGAGUUAUUUCAUCACAUAAAAUUUUGAACAAGGCUGUUGUCCCAUGGGAAACUCAAGAGAUGCAUUUUUCACGUGAAAAGAAUCAUUAUAAAUCAAUUGGCUGGGUCUUUCGUCUAUUUUCUGGCCAAGCUUUACAAGAAGAGAAUAAAAAGGAGGCUUCAUCAUUGCGUGCUUUCAAUCGUUUAUUGGCAAUUCAAAAUUUUUUGGAUGGUAUCGAUGAAAAAUUGGCAAGAGCUCAAGGAUUUGAUUCUAAACGAUUAUUUCAGUAUGAUGAAAAAUUGCUAAAUCGUGCACGAUUUCAUCAUUGGUCAGGUGACGCAAAAAUUUCGAGAGUGAUCAAACAUUUGAUUUCGAAGGCUGAUAAUGUAAUCUCUUCUGUGAUGACAAUGUUUAGAGAAUCCGAUUUGCAAAUUAAUGAUAACUCGGCAACAUAUUAUGAAUUACGAGAUUCAAAUAAAGAAUUAUCGCCAUCAAUUAAUACGACAAAUAGUGAAAAUUAUACUGAUGUAACACCAAUUGAAACAGUCCAUAAUGAAAACUUUGUAGUUGACGAUUCAAUCAAACGCGAACUACCAUCAUCUUCAUCUUCUUCAGAAACACCGACGUUGACAAAAGAAAAAAUGAUAUUACCAGAGAAAAUUUCUCUUUCGGUAUUAUUUGAGAACGUGACUACAUUAACAUUGGCACAUUAUUUUUCGAGUCAUAAAACGUAUGUUCGAUGGGCAGCAAAUCUGAUUCGAACCUUCCUAUUAUCUUCAUAUUCUAUUGGUGACCAGAAUGACUUUGAGGUUACAAGAUAUAGAACAGAUCUUGAGGCGGUUAACGACGAGGGAUAUAGUUUUCCGAAUCUUAAUAUGGUUCCUCGUGCUUUACCAAAACCUUUGAAAUAUAAAUCACCAAAAUUUUUACAAGAAUUACACGAAGUCAAUCCAAGUGGCUUCUUGGAUGCAUGCCGACUCCUUUAUCGUGCUCAAGCGCUAACUCACAAAGAAUAUACCGAUCUAAUUUCAAUAGCUUCUGACUGGCUAGAAUAUUUAGUUAAUUCACCUAAAGGAAUUAAUAUUGCACAAUUACCGGAUCAUCGUAGUACACUUUACGAUCUCCAAGUCACAUCUUUGGCUGGUUUCGUUGACGAUUUACGACUUUACCUUCGAGUCGUUAAUCGACUACGAAUGCGCAUCAGAAAACAUUUUUAUAUAGCAAAUGGCGCGAAUCCAUCGAGUAUAACCCAGCCACAGGAGAUCAAACUAGUACAAAAUGAAAUUAAACAAGGUCGAAUAAAAGUAUCGGAAUUUAGUGAAUAUGAGUUUCGAUAUACCACAUUAAAUCUUCAAUAUUGGAUGUUAUUGACUCGAGGCAUACAGAAUAUUGGAGUUGGUGCUGAUCUUUGGCAGUACACCGCGAAAGAAGGUCAACGAUUAAGUAGAGCAAUGAUGGGACAUUUAGGAUUAAAUGAUGGUCGACUGGAAGAUGAUAUGUUAAAACCAUUAUUACAUAUCGCACAAACAGCUCAUCAAGCCAGCGAUGAAAAACGUGGAAUUUGGCAUGAGCAUGGAGAUGAACAUGAUUAUUUUCAGCAUUUCUUGAAGAACAUUGGUGGAAAAAUGGACAUUUUUAAAAAUAAUUAUCCAUCAUCGGAUUCUAUAAUAGAUUUACGCGUGGGUAUAGGCGCUGAAGCGAGACGGCAAGGUAUACCACCUUUUUGGAUGUUAGGAGUGGCAUAA
Messenger RNA from Ambispora gerdemannii, 2829 nucleotides. The record is from the annotation of a GenBank genome assembly. Lineage: Eukaryota; Fungi; Glomeromycota; Glomeromycetes; Archaeosporales; Ambisporaceae.